AUGUCAUCUGCAACUUCUUCAAGUGAUUCCGACGACAGUAAAAGACGACGUAGACUAGGUCCACCACCACCUCCAGCUUUUCAAGCGAACAAGAAUAAGUCAACGAGAAAGAAGAAGAAAUAUGUAGCCCCUCAAGACACGAUCGAUAAGCUAUGGUCUCGAUUCUCCGUAUCGAAAUUUAGCAAAGCUACAAAAGUUUUACCAAAUGCGGCACCAUUUGCAAGAGGCACAUCCGCGAAGACGGUUAUUGUCCCUUCACCUGGACCGCAGAAUCAACUUGUUUCCAACGACUUCGAAAGAGCGGUUCAAGAAUGCAAAGCCAAGGUCAAGAAACUUGUGAAGGAGUGUAGGAGAGUUAAUAUGCGGUAUCGCGAUCCAAGCUUCGACGUGGACUGGGACUUGAAAUGGGAGAAAGGAAAUUGUUUGAAUACACUUGGAGAAACCAGAUUUGAGGUUUGCAAACACUCUAUUGUAAACCCUACGUCCUGCGGGCCAAAGGCUGUGAAGAGAGUUCACGAAAUAUUCGAUAAACCCACAUUUUUGGAAGACAAAAUUUCUCCUUCCGAUGUUAGACAAGGCUCUCUUGCAAAUUGUUGGUUGGUGGGAAGUUUGACCGCAUUAGCAAAUAUGGAGGACGGCAUUCAGAGGAUAUGUGUGGAAUGGGACACUAAAAUUGGGAUAUAUGGCUUCGUGUUUCAUCGAGACGGUGAAUGGAUCAUAUCAAUUAUCGAUGAUAAACUCUACCUUAAAUCACCAGAUUGGGAUUCACCCUCAGUUCACAGGGAAUUACUCGAGCAGACGGAUCGUGAGGACGUCGAGAAAGAGUAUCGAAAAACAUACCAAACGGGGUCUCAAUCAUUGUUCUUCGCGCGUUGCAAAGAUCCAAAUCAAACAUGGCUUCCUCUUCUCGAAAAGGCGUAUGCUAAAGCACAUGGGGACUUUCAUUCGUUGAGCGGAGGAUGGAUGGGGGAGGGCGUUGAAGAUUUAACGGGAGGCGUAACUACGGAACUUCUCACUUCAGAUAUUCUCGAUACUGAUGAGUUUUGGCAUAAUGAGAUACUUAAGGUCAACAAAGAAUUCGUCUUUGGUUGUUCCACGGGUCAUCUCGAUGGUGGUUAUGGCAGUAGAGAUGGUAUAUCCGUAGGUCAUGCGUAUGUUAUUAUGGAGGCUAGAGAGUUGUCGACAGGCGAGCGCCUCCUCAAAUUAAGGAAUCCUUGGGGCAACAUAAAAAAGGGUAACUGGGAAGGUCCAUGGUCAGAUGGAAGUAAGGAAUUCACUCCUGAAGCUCAGAAAGAGCUCAACCAUAAAUUUGGAAACGAUAGUGUAUUCUGGAUUUCAUAUCAGGAUUUACUACGAAAAUAUCAACACUUCAAUCGCACACGGUUAUUCAUGGACAGUCCCGAUUGGCGGUUGACGCAGGAAUGGAUCAGUGUAGAUGUUCCUUGGAGGUCUGAAUUUGAACAGAAGUUUAUGAUAAUACUUAAAAAUGAAUCACCGAUAGUACUGGUUAUGAGUCAACUCGAUGAUAGGUAUUUCAUGGGUCUACAUGGUCAAUACACCUUCAGAUUACAGUUUCGGCUUCAUGAGAUUGACUCGCCUGACGAGGAAGAUUAUGUUGUACGAAGCCAUGGGAAUUAUCUCAUGAACAGAAGUGUGGUUACUGAACUGAAAAGCCUCCCAGCCGGAUCUUACUCAUUGUUCAUGAUGGUUAUAGCCGAAAGGGAUAAAGGUCGUCCGAGCGUUGAGGAUGUUGUGAGGGAUGAAUUGCGUCGCAAGGAAGAUAACGAGAAAUUGGCUCAAGUUGGGACCGCCUAUGAUUUGGCUCAUACCAAAGGAUUGUCCCACAUGCAGGCAAGAGUACAGUUCAGAAAAGUGAGAGAUAAGGCCAAAGCUCGAGAGUCAAGGAUUGCACAACGGAGAGUUCUAUGGGAGAAGAGACACAGCACUCGAGAGAUAGUGAGGAAACAAGAUAAAAAGAAUCGUGAGAAGCGUGAAGGUAAAGAAGCAAAGGAUGCUGAAGAAGCAAAGAAUAAAAAAGCACGCAAGCCAAAGGAUCAAGGUGUUCAGACGGAAGAUAUCGCAGAAGUUCAAGUUGAGAAACAAGACAAGUCAAUGCAAACCGAAGACCCUCCUCAGGAUUCGAUGAGCAUCGUGGAAGAUACACAAACCCUAAAUGAGAGGGACAAAGCAGUCCAAACGGAGGAUUUAACACCAUCUUGUAACGAAUCUCAAGCAACUCCUAUGACUCCCAAAAGCAAUGGUUCCUCUCCUCACUCGCCAUUUACGAUGAUUCCUGAAAGUCACCAUGAAUUAUCGCCCCCACCUUCAGGUUAUCAUGGCCACCGCAGAGGUUCAACCAAUUCGCCAAACUAUGGUCGUGGACCUCCUCCUCAAAGACCAGGGCCAUAUGUCACUUCUGAAGGCGAGUCAAGCGCAAGUCCCAUUUCUGAUUACGAUAUGUAUAGCGACGAUGAUCCAACUCUCAAGCCGCGAAACCCGCCCAAUGAACCAAAACCACCAAAAGAAAGGGAUGAUGAUGAAGAUGAUGAGCCAGAGCCGUGGAAUGCGGUUUGUAUUGUUGGAUUCAGGGUGUAUAGCAAGGAUGAAGGAUUGGUUCUUAAGGUUUGCGAGGAGGGUAUGGAAGAAGAAGUUAUUGCACCAAAAGAGGAAAAUGAGGCGGGAACUGAUGGUGAUGUUGAAGAUGGUGGGGAUGACGAUAAUGCUAAGAAGAAGGAAAACGACGGGGAAGAUGGAAAUUCGAAAUUUAAUGCCACUGGAAUCGACUCUAUACCUCCAGUUGUUGCAACGGAAACUAAAAACAAGGAGGAUUCGAAGACCAUUAUCUCAUCGGAUUCAUCUAAGGAGAUCACCGAAACAGUCUCGCUAGCGGACGACACUCCGAAGAAAGAAACUACAGAGGCAGAACCGCAAGUAGCCUUGAAAGAUUCCGAGACAAUCAGCGUUUCAAAACUCCCAUCCUGUCCUCAUUUCGAUAUGAGGAAAAAAUGGGUUUCUUAA
Sclerotinia borealis F-4128 is the source of this 3018-nucleotide messenger RNA. The record is from the annotation of a GenBank genome assembly. NCBI's taxonomy places the organism in Eukaryota, Fungi, Ascomycota, Leotiomycetes, Helotiales, Sclerotiniaceae.